Molecule: messenger RNA, 327 nt
Organism: Staurois parvus
Lineage: Eukaryota; Metazoa; Chordata; Amphibia; Anura; Ranidae
Source: the annotation of a GenBank genome assembly
UGCCUCGGAACUAGCCAUAAUUUUAAAGGGUGCCUCGGAACUGGCCAUAAUUUUAAAGGUGCCUCGGGACUGUCCAUACUUUUAAAGGAUGCCUCGGGACUGGCCAUAAUUUUAAAGGGUGCCUCGGGGCGGUCCAUAGUUUUAAAGGGUGCCUCGGGACUGGCCAUAAUUUUAAAGGGUGCCUUGACUAAAAAAAAAAGGUGGAGAAACACUGCUUUAGAUAAUUUUGCAUGAAAUGCCUGAUUUUCUCAUCAUGUGUACUAGGCUUUAGGUUUGAAGAAGCACUUUAUUAUGAAAUGUGCAUACAUACUGUAUCCUAUUAUAGAG